This is a messenger RNA of Drosophila takahashii, 1392 nucleotides long. Its product is annotated as SPRY domain-containing SOCS box protein 3. The record is from RefSeq and is a predicted model, not a curated record. Gene Ontology annotation, biological process: proteasome-mediated ubiquitin-dependent protein catabolic process. Gene Ontology annotation, cellular component: SCF ubiquitin ligase complex. NCBI's taxonomy places the organism in Eukaryota, Metazoa, Arthropoda, Insecta, Diptera, Drosophilidae. Gene Ontology annotation, molecular function: protein binding.
CGUCUAUUUACAACGCAUCGUUUUUGUUUAUUGUUCAUUUCAGCCAGCUCAGAUCACAUCGGUCAUGAGCUUAUAUAUGAGGCUGCAGCUGGUUUAACUGGAAACAUUUGUGGUCCGUCGACUGUUCGAGAUCAUUGCACACGGCUGUCACCAGUCAUUAGUGGGGAUAAAGUCAGAGAUUCCAGUGAGAAGUCAACAUGUUGCUGCCGCCGCACCAGGAAGUCUGCAAUCCCGGCUUCUGCGACUGCCCCUUUCCUAACUCCAUCGAGGUCACCAGCCACAAGGGUCACAUACCCGACCUGGUCAGGUGCCGUUGCGGCGAGGACGAGCCCGGCAAUGUGAAUCCCUGGCGGUGGCAUGCCGCUGACGAAUCGGAUGCCAUAGUGACCGACCGGGACAUCAUCUUCCAUCCCACCUACAGCCAGGGCACGGCGAUUGUGAGGGGUAAUAGGGCUUUAAAGCCUGGCAUGGUCCACUUUUGGGAGAUGCGCGUCAUCACCACCCUGGCCGGCACCGAUGUGAUGUUCGGCAUCGGCACGGAGAGCGUUAAUCUAGGGCAGUUCAAGUUCCACUUUGUCUCCGCCCUGGGCACCAAUGCCCAGUCCUGGGGCUUCUCCUACUCCGGACGCAUUCAGCACUGCGGCGAGCAGCUGCCCUACGGCCAGAAGUUCUCGCAGGGCUGCCUGAUUGGAGUGUGUCUGGAUCGGACGCGGGGACACUUGGAGUUCUAUCUGAACCGCCGGUCGCUGGGAGUGGCCUACACAAAUGUGCCCACAGAUCCGGAUGUCAGUAUAUAUCCCAUGGUCUGCUCCACGGCGGCCAAAUCUGUGAUAAGGCUGAUUAACUGCACAUCGCAACCGGCGACGCUGCAGCUGAGAUCCUUUCAAGCUUUGUCCCGGCAGCCGCUUAAGCUGGCCGAACUGCGUCAGAUGCCGGGUCUAAAGGGCAUCCUACAAUCGUACUGGUUCCUGGCACCGCCCAUUCGUUACUCCCGAAACUCGCGGGAAAACGAAUUGGAUUUGGGCGACGAGGCGGUGCUCUCCAGUUCCAAGCUGAGGCUGGGACGCAAGCAAAAGUACCGAGAAACUGAAGAUGCGACCGUUGACGAGGACGACUUGUACGCCAAUGCCCACAAGAUCACGCUGAGGAGCACUGAUAGCGGCGACGAGGAGCACACCGCUUCCGUCCACGAGAUGUGCGAUGAGUAUUUCCACUACCUGCUGUAGCUAGCACCUAUAAAAACAUAUCAAAAUAUUUAUGCAUUUACUUCACGGAACGUAAAUAUAAAUGUAUUAAGUAGAAAUGUUAAAAAACACGUUUAAUUUACGUUGUGUUUAGACUUUCCAAUAGUUUACUAGGGAAUUAAAAGAAGAUAAAUCAUUAUCGAAAAAA